Messenger RNA from Fonsecaea nubica, 1344 nucleotides. RefSeq lists its product as hypothetical. The transcript has 3 exons. Gene Ontology annotation, molecular function: flavin adenine dinucleotide binding; acyl-CoA dehydrogenase activity. NCBI's taxonomy places the organism in Eukaryota, Fungi, Ascomycota, Eurotiomycetes, Chaetothyriales, Herpotrichiellaceae. Bases 1 to 1344 code for a protein of 447 amino acids. Gene Ontology annotation, cellular component: mitochondrion. The record is from RefSeq and is a predicted model, not a curated record.
AUGGCCGCCAUACCGAGAACGCUGCGACCCCUCGCAAAAGCUACUACAUACAUUGCGCCUCUCUCACCAGCAACCAGAUCCCUUCCUCGAAGAAAUCUUCUGCCCAAGCGAACAUUCACGACUACCUCAAGGCGGCGCUAUGCUGAACCUUACAUGCCCGAUGACAUCGACACGGCCUCCCUGUCUCCGACCCCCAUCACUCACUUUUCGGAGACCGAGAGAAUGCUUGCAGAAUCUGUCUCCAGAUGGGCGAAUGAAGAGGUCGCGCCAAAAGUGAGGGAGAUGGACGAGAACGAGCAGAUGGACCCGGCCGUCAUUGAGCAGAUGUUCGAGCAAGGGCUCAUGGCAUUUGAGAUUCCUGAAGAGUAUGGUGGCGCUGGGAUGAACUUCACAUCUGCCAUUGUGGGAAUUGAGGAGAUUGCCAGGGUCGACCCUUCGGUGUCGGUUAUGUGUGAUGUACACAACACGUUGGUGGUGACGGCCGUUCUCAGGUACGGUAGUGAAGCAUUCAAGAAGGAGUGGCUUCCAAAGCUGGCUACGAACACUGUCGGAUCAUUCUGCUUGUCUGAACCUGCAUCAGGCUCCGACGCCUUUGCACUGAAGACCAAGGCAGAAAAGACGUCAAAUGGCUAUAAGAUCAACGGUUCCAAGAUGUGGAUAACCAAUUCCAUGGAAGCCGAAUUCUUUCUAGUUUUUGCCAAUCUUAACCCCGAGGCCGGGUAUAAAGGUAUCUCGGCAUUUGUCCUGACCAAAGAUAUGAAGGGCUUCAGCAUUGCCAAGAAAGAGAAGAAGCUUGGUAUCCGGGCUUCCAGCACCUGCGUCAUUAACUUUGACGAUGUCGAAAUUCCCAAGGAGAAUCUCCUGGGUCAGGAAGGGCAAGGCUACAAGUAUGCAAUCAGUCUUUUGAACGAAGGGCGUAUUGGUAUUGGCGCGCAAAUGACGGGGUUGGCUCUGGGAGCUUGGGAGAACGCCGCCAAGUACGUGUGGAACGACCGGAAGCAGUUUGGCAAAUUGAUCGGUGAGUUCCAGGGCAUGCAACAUCAACUUGCGCAAGCCUACACCGAGAUCUGUGCCGCCCGCGCACUGGUCUACAACGCCGCUCGAAAGAAGGAGGCGGGCGAGGAUUUUGUUACCGAUGCCGCCAUGGCCAAGUUGUAUGCCAGUCAGGUUGCCGGGAAAGUCAGUGGACUAGCUGUUGAGUGGAUGGGAGGCAUGGGGUUUGUCCGUGAAGGCAUCGCCGAGAAGAUGUUCAGAGAUAGUAAGAUCGGGGCCAUCUACGAGGGAACGAGCAACAUCCAGCUCACCACGAUAGCCAAGGCGCUGCAGAAGAAGUACACAUCAUAG